Gigantopelta aegis is the source of this 8028-nucleotide messenger RNA. RefSeq lists its product as uncharacterized. Gene Ontology annotation, molecular function: serine-type endopeptidase activity; protein binding. The coding region runs from base 228 to 6494 and encodes 2088 amino acids. Gene Ontology annotation, cellular component: membrane. The transcript is spliced from 41 exons. The record is from RefSeq and is a predicted model, not a curated record. Gene Ontology annotation, biological process: proteolysis. NCBI's taxonomy places the organism in Eukaryota, Metazoa, Mollusca, Gastropoda, Neomphalida, Peltospiridae.
GCCACUAUGUGUACACGCUGUUUACGCAACGUCGGGAAACUCUGAGAAGUUUUUAUAUUUUUUUUUACCCCUUCCCUAUUUAUUUACCCUUUCGACAGCGAUGUUGAUUUUUGUGUUACCUGUGUGUUGACUGAAAGAUUAUUUGUACCAUUGAAUCCUGAUAAGACUGGAAGGCUGGAUUUACCUGUGAUAAAUUAGGAAGUGUUUUCUGUCCACGAACUCUCGAUAUGGCUACCUUACAGAAAUUCCGAUCAACCAGCGAUGAUCUCUCUCCGUCAACGAUCAACGUCAACUUCUUUGACGACAACAACCGAACGUCACCGGCGGGGCUCCGAAGCAGCAGCUUCACGUACGAGAAAUCCAACGGAGCGCUCAACGAAGAUCCGGAAUUCCCUGCCGCUAGGGUUCCGGGAAAAGCCGAACCGAUCGUUGCCGAACCAAGCGGCUUUUGGAAAAAGCUGAGGACUCGGGAAGCGAUAUUAAUUAUUCUUGGUUGUGUUCUUCUUAUUGGAUUAGCUGUUGGGACAGCAUGUGCUAUCAUUUUUACUCAAACAGAUUCAUCAUCAUCACCAACAGAGGCAACAUCCAGUAUACCUCCGUCCACAUCAUCAUCAUCAUCUGCGUCAUCAUCAAGUAUAUCAACAUCAUCACCAUCACCCUAUUUAAUUUAUAAUGGCGAUUUAAACCUGACCAGGUUGUGGAAAGGCUCACUGCAGGAGCUGAACUCCAAUUUUUCAAAGGACAUGCGAAAUAUUGUAUAUAAUACAUCAUUAGAAAAAUCAUAUUCCUCAUCCAAAGUUACUGACUACAAGUAUGACAAGAUGUACGUAGCGUUUUCCCUGUCUUUCACGUCUAAGCUGUUAGAAAUCCCGCUAACCACCACGAGAUCAAUGGCAUUAAACGCUGCAUAUGCUAUCAUCAUCGAAAACCUCUUCAGAGAGCAGGUGGCCAGGGGAAAGUCCUCGCUUCCCAUACAGCCAGAAACCAUCCACAUCUUUGAUUACAUUCCACUUACAUCAACAUCAGCCUCCACAUCGUCAUCUACAUCAACGUCGACCACAACAUCACCGACAACAACACCAUCAUCAGCUAAGUGCUAUCCUUUGAAGUAUGAGCGGUGUCGGUCGGUGGGCUACAACAUGACGUAUUUCCCCAACAAGUUUGGCGACCGGAACGAGGCGGCCGCGAUCCCGCUAUUUGAGGCUCUCAACAACAAAACACUGGGCUCCAACUGUUCGGCCGUCAGUCUGUUCUACCUGUGUGGGAUCUGGUUCCCCGAGUGUGACGAGAACUUCAGUCCCGCCGAGCCGUGCCCCGACGUCUGUGAGGAAUUUAAUGCCGACUGUAAAGGUGAUUUGUUGUAUUCCGUGGAAUGUGAUCACUUCAACAAGCCAAACUGCCAGAGACCGUCACCAACUACCACGGUAUCGACCACCGUUCCAACCACAACACCACCGACAUAUACGUGUUCGAAUCUCGACUACAGAAUGUGCAAUCAACUGGGCUUCAACUACACAUACUUGCCGAACUAUGGUGGGAACCGGAAACUGAGUGAUGCAAUCAAGGAACUAGAGUCAUACUCCGAUAGCGUCGUCCACGCCAACUGUUCGAAGCUGACUGAAUUCUACUUCUGUGGUAUUUAUUUUCCUACAUGUGGACCAGAGGACCAGCGGUUGCUUCCUUGCAGGAAUGUUUGCCAAACACUGGAUGCCCAGUGUGGAUUGAACGUGUCACUCUUUUUCUGUGACACCUUCCCCCAGGACAACUGCUUGGUCCCUCCACCAGAUCUGCUGCCAACGUCGCCACCGCCAACUACGACUGUUACAACACCGUCUACCACAACUGCAGAGCCAAAGCCAUGUGUGGAGCUGAACUUCCUGACGUGCAGAAAUCUGGGCUACAACUCGACUCGCUACCCAAACAUGUUCGGCAGUCGCGGGGAACAAGAGGCCAUAACGAUGUUCAAUUACUACGCCGCGCUCAGCCUCAAGGUCGGGUGUUCAGACAAGGGUCUGGAAUUCUUCUGCAGUCUUCUGUUCCCCAAGUGUGACGAGACGUCGUCCCCUAGGGUCAAGUACCCAUGUAUGGAUUUCUGUGAAGAGGUCACCACAUCUUGCAAAAAAUUUCUAACCUUUCCUAUUGACUGUAGUCUAUUCUUCAACGACACCAGCAUGUGCCGUCAAUCAACCGCAACCACGACACCAGCGCCAACCACACCCAAACCAGCGCAGUGUAUUCAGACGACGUACGACUACUGCAGCUCCGAGGGCUACAACUCGACUUACCUUCCCACCUGGUUUGCGACGUCCAUGACGGGCUCUGUGAAUAUGUUCAACCGGUACGCCCUGUCAACCAUCAACAACGGUUGUUCGAGCAUCGCAAAAUUCUUCUACUGCGGGGUGUUUUUCCCGCAGUGCAAUCCCGACGAACUCACCGUGAGGUUGCCGUGCCGAAGCGUUUGCGAGGAAAUGUCUGACCAGUGUGGCAGUGUGUGGUCGUUUCCGUUAGACUGUUUGGCUUUCACUGACAACACCUCUAAUUGCCUGAUGCCACCUGUAACCACGACAACCCCAUCUCCCACAACGCCAUCAAAGCCAGCGCGAUGCGAGCCACUUGACAAGGACCUCUGCAAGACGUUUGGGUUCAACGUGACCCACUUACCAAACCUAUGGCUGGCCAACUCGCAGGACCAGGCCCUGAACAUGUAUUACGCGUACGGCGAGAAGUCCGUGUCUCUCGGUUGCCACGAGGACGCCCUCUUCUACCUGUGCAGUGUGAUCUUCCCGCAGUGUGACGACCGCGGGAACCUGCACCUGUCCUGUAGAGACGUCUGUCAGAAUGUCAAUGCUAAAUGUUUGAAGACCGGACUGUUUGGUCAGAACUGUGACCGGGUGUCUUCCACCAGCCCCAGCUGUUUGUCACCGCCUAUUAAACCAGUCUGCAAGAUAGGAGAAUUUGCCUGUUUCGGAACGCCGAAGUGCAUACCUGAGGAAAAGGUCUGUGACAGGACUAAUGACUGCUUUGACUGGAGCGAUGAGAGAAAUUGCACUUGUAUUAAGAAGUAUGAGUUCCAGUGUGGAAUGGGUCACUGUAUAAAAUCCUACCAGCGAUGUGAUGAGGUAGUGGACUGCCCUGACCGAACUGAUGAAGAAAACUGCACGUGUCCCAGUGGCCAGUUCACCUGUGCGGAGAAUGAAUGCAUUAUGCCUGAGUGGGUGUGUGACGGACAGAAGGACUGCUCGAAUGGAAUCGAUGAACUUAACUGUGGUGUGUGUAACAUCUCAGAGUUCUCAUGCCUGAGUGGAGAGUGCAUUCCCUUGACUCGGCAGUGUGAUGGGACGCCACAGUGCCCGGACCAGUCAGACGAGAGACAGUGCAUAUUUGCACCUGAAGGAAACAACCCGCUCACACUGAGAUUUUACAAACAAGGACUGGUCCCUGUCUGUGCUGCUUAUUUCAACUCCAGUCUGGCAGACCUGGCAUGCCAGAAACUAGGACACAAAGGUCACUACAACUGGACAACUGUCAACUAUUCCACCUUCAUAUACGCAUACCCAGACGGCAUCGGAACCGAGACUACUGUACUGGGCAGAGCUACUCUCAGGCGUGCGUGUUUGAACUCGAGAGCUGUUGUUUUAAACUGUGUUCCAAAAGAAUGUGGGACACGGAAGUCUCACAUGAUUUCUUUCAUCGUCAAUGGCAACAAUGCAGCGAAGGGGGCGUGGCCAUGGCAGGUGUCGAUCCAGCGUGUGCGUAAACACUACUGCGGCGGCUCUCUCAUCAGUGACAAGUUUGUCAUCACAGCAGCACACUGUGUAGAGGCUUACCGGCUGGAUUUCCGCUACAUCGAGGUUGUGGUGGGCGCGACUGACAUCUCCAAGAAGGAGAAGUACCAGCGACGGAUAAAGAUAAAGCGGUUGACGAUCCACAACCACAUCUACCACGUGAAGAACGACGUUGCCCUCAUUGAGCUCGCGGAGCCGGUUGUCUUCAACGACUACGUCAGACCCGUCUGUCUCCCUGACGACCGCGACGUCUUCUCCAGGAGCAGUCAGUGCUAUGCCACGGGUUGGGGACGGACUGUCAGUUUCGAAGGUCCGAAGCCGGCUUGGCUGCAGGAGGCGAAGAUGAGUCUGUGGAACACAGAGAAGUGCAACAGUUCACUGGCAUGGAACAGUCGAAUCAGUGACACCCACGUGUGUGCCGGCUACUACUCCGGUAUCAUCAGUCCCUGCCUGGGUGACAGCGGAGGCCCGUUGGUUUGUCUGACCAAUGAGAACACGUGGAAGUUACGAGGCGUCACGAGUUUUGUCUCCAAGAAGUGCAAGCAGCCGGGUCGCCCGGCUGUGUUCAGUGACGUCAUCGUCUUUAAAGACUGGAUACUGGAGAACACAAGAUGUAAAUUUAAGUGUUCUAAUGGCAUUUGUUUAUAUGACGACAAGUUGCUAUGCAACAGAAAGGAUGACUGCGGUGAUAACAGUGAUGAAAUAUUGCCUUGCAAUUUGUCGGUGAACUGCACGUUUGACGACCCCUUCCUGUGUGGCUACUACGUCCAGUUCCGAAACCUGGCCGUGACUGACUUCAACAACCACUACCCACUGUACGACCACACCCACGGAAACUACCGAGGGAAGUUCAUGACAGCACGAAGCAGUGGCAGGAUCAUGACCUCCCCCGUCUAUAAAAUGAACGUGACCCACUGCCUGCGUUUUUUCUACCACCUUCGUGGGCGUCUGGGCCACGGUCUACAGGUGUGGAGUCACGAGAUGCUCAAGAACAAGUGGGACGCCAUCUUCCAGCGGGGCAACACAGUUGCCCCGGACCGAUGGUUCAUGGGGGAUGUGACCUUCAACCCCGGGGAGUACGAGAUUGUCUUCAUGGCCAACGACGAGGCUCGGAUUUCCAUUGACGAUGUGUCGGUCGUCCCCGGAGACUGCGAGCAUACUGACUGCCCACCUGGAGAGUUCACCUGCCCGUUUGGAUCAUCGCUGCGGUGUAUUCCGACCGCAGCGAGGUGUAACUUCAUAGCCGACUGCGACAAUGCCGAAGAUGAGCUACAGUGCCAGGCAUCGGAGUACACCUGCGACUUUGAGAACAAUCUCCUGUGUGGAUUCGAGCAGCACACGGAUGAUGACGCCCUGGCCGAAUGGCGGGUCGGUAACUCGUCUAUAACUCCGAAGAAGAUGGCAGACAACACCUUCAAAAAUGAAUCAGGAAGCAUGCUGUUUUUGGACACGCGACGAGUACUGGAAGGUCAGAUUGUACAGAUGAGUCAGAAUGUCUUCUUCACCAAUAGCAUCAACUGUCUCAAGUUUCACUACUUCUCGGACGCCAGUGGUAAACUGCAGAUCCAGUACACCAAAAAUGGAUCUUCAAACACGGUGGUCAUCUGGACCAUGGUUGACCGACUGACCCAUGGCUGGACUCACACACAGGUGAACAUCGGAGUCUCGGGAAGGGUUACACUGGACUAUGUGAUGACCAGCGGUCAGUACAAAGGAACCUACAGACCAUUCAUAGCCCUAGACGAUGUCCAGAUAUCCGGUGGUGCUUGCGGAGCAUUCACCUGUCCGUCUGGUUCGAUGCGGUGUGUCUCAGAAAACUACUGCCUCAAGUCCGACCGGUUCUGUGACCGUAUCGUCGACUGUACUGACGCCAGUGACGAGGCAGGAUGCAAAUGUACCGAAGACGAGUUUAAAUGUCCCGAUGGUCCGUGCAUUCCCAAGUCGAAGACGUGCGACCGAACUGUCGACUGUAAAGACGGAAGUGACGAAUCAGCAGUUUGUGACUCGAAAGUGGGCGUGUCGUGCGACUUCGAAGACAGUUUUGUGUGCGGCUACAACAUCAACACUACCACGUACAAGUGGGAGAGACAUUCGGGGCCGACGGACACCCCAAACACAGGACCCAAGAAAGACAACACAUACGGAACUUCAUCAGGUCACUACAUCUACGCUGACGGCACAUACGGCAAGUACAGUGCCACAUCGGCCCUGGAGACGCCAUCCUUCUCGACAACAUCUGCGGCGGGUGGAUCGGCGGUGGAGUUCUCCUACAACAUCUUCAGUGCGUUCUAUCGGUUUUAUGACAAACUUGGCUCCCUGACGAUCGUCGUCGUGGACAACGUGAGGGUCACCAGGACGGAGGUGUUCACAGCUGACGCAGACGGGGACACAAGCUGGAAGAGGAGGUGUGUCAACCUCCCAACCUCCGCUAACCUCACGCUGGUGUUUGUGGCUCAGAGGGGAGACGAAAAUCAGGCCGAUGUUGCCCUGGACGAUGUGAAGCUGUUGACGACGAGAUGUCCCAUUGAUGCUACAUCUCCAACAACAACCACAGAUUCUUCUCUUGGAAUUCUCGAAACAACAACAUCUGUUGGAGGUUGUCCUCCUGGCAAGAAGCCAUGUGACAGUGGGCUGUGUCUCGACCAAAGUUUGUUUUGUGACAACAUCCAAGACUGCCCGAAUGGAAGCGAUGAAAGAGGCUGUCCAUGAAGAACCACUCGUGAGGAAUUCAAUUGGGAACCACACAUCUAAAUGAGUUUUACAUUUAAUAUGUAAAGUGUCACAAAAACAAAAACCUAUCUGGAACCACUCGUGGGGAAUGUGUUUUACAUUUAAUAUGUAAAGUGUUACAAAUGAAACCUAUAUUCACAUCGGAAAUGUGCUUUACAUUUAAUAUGUAAAGUGUCUUACAAAUGAAACCUAUAUCCACAUCGGAAAUGUGUCACAUUUAAUAGUGCCACACAAACAGCCAAAACCCAUUCACAUCGGAAAUGUGUUUUACAUUUAAUAUACACAGUGUCACACAAACCACCAAAACUUAUCCACAUUGGAAAUGUGUUUUACAUUUAAUAUGUAAAGUGUCACCCAAAUUUAAAAUCUAUCCACAUCGGAAAUGUGUUUGACAUUUAAUAUACACAGUGUUACACAAACAACCAAAACCUAUAGGGAAUCACAUAUCAGAAAUGUGUUUUACAUUUAAUAUGUAAAGUAUUACACAAACCACAUAUUAGGAAUGUGUUUUACAUUUAAUAUACAGUUACACAAACCAAAACCUAUCCACAUCAGAAAUGUGUUUUACAUUUAGUAUUUACACAGACAUGAAAAAAAAUGUGGUUUUACAUUCAAUAUGUAAAGUGUUACACAAACCAAAACCUAUCGGGACCCACACAUUAGAAAUGUGUUGUACAUUUAAUAUGUAAGAUGCUAUACAAACCAAAACAGAUCAGGAACCGCACAUCAGAAAUGUGUUUUAGAUUUAAUAUGUUAAGUGCUAUACAAACAAAUACCUAUCGGGAACUGCACUUCAGAAAUGUGUUUUUACCUUUAAUAUGUAAAGUGCCACACAAACCAAAAUCUCUCCACAUCGGAAAUGUGUUUUACAUUUAAUAUGUAAAGUGUUACACAAACCAAAAGCUAUUGGGACCCAUACAUUAUAAAUGUUUUUUUACAUUCAGUAUGUAAAGAGGCACACAAACCAAAAGCUGUUGGGACCCAUACAUUAGAAAUGUGUUUUUACAUUCAGUAUGUAAAGAGGCACACAAACCAAAACCUGUUGGCACCCAUACAUUAGAAAUGUGUUUUUACAUUCAGUAUGUAAAGAGGCACACAAACCAUAUAAUUCAUACACAUCUGUUUCUAUGACGCUUCAUUUGAGAUGUCUCGGAGACAUCCAACAGAUGCUACCAAGAUAUAAACCUCAGUCCGAAAACCACACAAACAGAAAAAUGUUUUUGCAUUUGAUAAUGAAAUUUUGAAUACAAAUUGUCAGGAUGAAAACUAAUAUCUAUAUACUGUAUAAAAAUUCCAAAAACCUGGGCCCCGUUCCACGAAGCGAUCUUAGACCUAAGAUCACUGUAACUGCACAGCUAACAUAUGCACUUAAGGUGACCUUUAAUGCUAAGAUCGCUUUGUGAAAUGGAGCUCUGUUCAGUAUUUCGAUUACAGUUAAGGUACAAUGUUUUGGAUGAAGUUAUAACAUAGGCCUACACAUCUGACCCCCCCCCCCCCCCCCCCCCCCCCCACC